AUGGUGAGAGUUAACUCAUUUAUCAAACCCUUAAGCAAGUUGAUGCUACCUCCUAAACUCUAUCCUAUACCAAAUGAUCCAGAUCUCGAAAAGUAUAGAUCAUACCCAUUUGAACCAAAAGAUUUGAUGAAAAGGGGAGGAUUUACUUACCAUAAAAGAGAGGUUGUUGAUCUUAAGCCAAUUCAGAGUCAGAAGGAAAUCCCAGGCCGCGAUCAUUACAUGGAUGCUUUCAGGCAAGGGUUGAAAACUAAAAUUGUUGAGAGAGACACUAGGUACAGGCAAAUAAUAAGGAGAUAUUAA
Blepharisma stoltei is the source of this 300-nucleotide messenger RNA. The record is from the annotation of a GenBank genome assembly. Lineage: Eukaryota; Ciliophora; Heterotrichea; Heterotrichida; Blepharismidae.